Molecule: messenger RNA, 867 nt
Organism: Cyphellophora attinorum
Lineage: Eukaryota; Fungi; Ascomycota; Eurotiomycetes; Chaetothyriales; Cyphellophoraceae
Product: Protein AIM2
Exons: 2
Coding region: 1-867 (288 amino acids)
Molecular function (GO): hydrolase activity
Source: RefSeq, a predicted model, not a curated record
AUGGCUAACGCAGAGUGUACGGACUGUAUCAAAGGAACAAUUCAUCGCGGAUCACCCCAAGGCACAAUCGAAGAGCUCCAUGGCCUGCAAACAUACAUCGUCGGCAACCGCACUAACCCACGUGCAACAAUCGUCAUGUACCCAGACGUCUUCUCACACCAAUUGGUCAACAACAAACUCAUCGCCGACGCCUACGCCAAGUCAGGAGAGUACCUCGUCUACAUGCCCGAUUUCUUCAAAGGCGAGCCCGUGCCGCUCCGCCAAGUCGAUCUGCUCAUCCCAGUCGAUCAAUCCAAACAGUCUAAACUCAGCCUCUACACCGGUCUGCUCGCGUUCGCGCCUUCGUUCAUCAUGUGGAUGACCCGCCACAAAUUCGAGGAGAUGAGCGCCAUCUGCAACAACUUCCUUACGUCGCUGAGACGCGCCACGCCCAAGGAUCGCAAGAUCGGCAUGGUCGGCUUCUGCUGGGGUGGUAGAUAUGCGCUUCGAGCUGGCCUUGAAGGCGCUAUGAUCCCUUCUGACCCAAGCAACAAGGACAGUGGCAAGAUCCCAUUGGUGGAUGCGGUCGUCGCUCUGCAUCCCUCAAAUCUUGCACUUCCAGCCGACGCAAGCAAGCCAGUCGUUCCGAUGAGUGUGGGCUGGGGUCUUGAAGAUACCAACACGCCGAUCAAGUGGCGAGACCAGAUCCAGGAGGAGCACAAGAAGAAUCAGGCAGAGGGGUUGAAGCUGCCGGAGAUCGAACAUAAGGUGUACAAACCAGGCAGGCAUGGAUUUGCGGUUCGAGGCAAUCCAGACGAUCCGGAGGAGAAGAAGUGCUUGGAGGACUCGGUACAGCAGGUCCUCGAUUGGUUCAAACGCUUUUUGUAG